AUGACUGAUUUGCAAAGGGUGACACGAGCACAGGUGGCAGAGCACAAUACUAGUAAUAGUACAUGGAUCUGCAUCGAAAACCAACACCCAGGUGGUAGUGAAGUUUUGCUGAAGCUAGCUGGUCUUGAUGCUACGGAAGAGUACGAAGAUAUUGGACAUUCAACAGAUGCUCGACUUCUAAAGGAGAAAUAUUUGGUGGCCGAAGUAGUUGAUGAAGAAAAGAUGACAUAUUCACAUGAUAGGGAUAAAUGGUUCGAGAAAGAAACUGAUGUAGGUGAAAACAAAAGGUAG
This is a messenger RNA of Loa loa (African eye worm), 291 nucleotides long. RefSeq lists its product as hypothetical. Bases 1 to 291 code for a protein of 96 amino acids. Gene Ontology annotation, molecular function: heme binding. The record is from RefSeq and is a predicted model, not a curated record. The transcript is spliced from 3 exons. Gene Ontology annotation, cellular component: intracellular membrane-bounded organelle; membrane. Lineage: Eukaryota; Metazoa; Nematoda; Chromadorea; Rhabditida; Onchocercidae.